AUGGACGGAACGUACGGAGUAACAACUGUUGGAUUUUCGCUUUUUCAUCUACUAUGCGAAGAAAACAAAAGGGAAAGUCAGCCAACAACUCAGUACUUUACGAAGACUGAAACAAGGGAAGAUAUUUCAGAAUUUCUCUGUUUGUUUAGCGAGAACAACGAUGUGAGCGUCACUAAAGUUAAAAUUACUGACAAGGGUUGCAACGAAAUUGCUGCUCUCGAAAAAUAUUUUCCUGGCACAGAACACAUCCUCUGUCUCUUCCAUGUUUUCAAAGCGGUGGAUUCACGAUUAAACCAAAAAGUCGGUGACAAAGCAUUAACGCAGACUUGUAAGGAGGACAUUCGCGAGCGCUUUCGCAAUGCCGCCUAUGAAGAAACUGCUGCAGAUUUGAAAUUGAAAAAACGCGAUGGGCAAGGAAGUCUUGCCGCCUACUUCCGUGACAAUUGGUUCACCAUCGAAUCCAAGUGGACGAAACUUGGCCGCCGUCACCUGCCCACAUUUGGAAAUGGCACCAAAAACCUACAAAAAAGAAGCCUAUACUGA
Molecule: messenger RNA, 543 nt
Organism: Daphnia magna
Lineage: Eukaryota; Metazoa; Arthropoda; Branchiopoda; Diplostraca; Daphniidae
Exons: 3
Coding region: 1-543 (180 amino acids)
Source: RefSeq, a predicted model, not a curated record